Messenger RNA from Sander lucioperca (pikeperch), 2609 nucleotides. RefSeq names its product cilia and flagella associated protein 299 (gene cfap299). Bases 73 to 780 code for a protein of 235 amino acids. The record is from RefSeq and is a predicted model, not a curated record. Lineage: Eukaryota; Metazoa; Chordata; Actinopteri; Perciformes; Percidae. The transcript has 6 exons.
GUGAUGCCGCCACACUGAAAUACAGGUACGGCGGUUGCUAUAGCAGCCUUUUACAACACAGAGCGCGUGAAGAUGGAGUACAGCACAGCAGCUCGUUUCCACGAUUCUGUAACACAGUUUAAAGUCUACGAAGAUUACCUUGACUCCAAAGUCACGCCAAUGGAUUUAUUUUACUUAAAAAGCAGGGAGUUGGCCCGUAAGCUGGUGGAACACGGCCACAAGGGCACAGUCCUGAGCAGGAAGGAAUUUGAGGAGAAGAAAGCAGCUGCACAGGCUGCGGAGGCUGCGAAGAGCAACAGUUUCUAUAGCAGGAGCCGGCCAAUGACACUGGCAAGUGCAGGAAAAGAACUCAAAGAUAACUUCCUGAAAGCCCUGGCAGAGCGAGAGGAGGCCAACCGCAGUGGGAAAAUGACUUCAGUCAUUUUCAUAAGGGAUCAUAAUACUCUUGGACAGGAAGUAUCUGGCUAUAUAGACUACGCCCACAGACUCAAGACCCAAGAUUUUGAACCAUAUUUCAGCGGAAAGAAGAGGCUCAUGCCAGGGCGCUCGGAUUUAUGCUACUACAACUGGAAGACACAGGUGUCCACGUCCAACUCAAGCCCUAACUUUGAGGUGAUUUAUGACGACCCCAACGGCCUUCUCUUUAAGAACAAGAGGGACAAAAAGAUCCUGAAUGUGGACCCCUUGUCUGGUCCUGGUGAGGACUCCAACAGGACCUUCCUACAAUCGGAUCUCUACAUCCAUGUCGUCAUCUAUGACCACAACAUCAGGACAGUCUAAGCUUCAGAGGCUGCUGCCGACACAUUCAUACAUAUGGCACAUAUUGGAGAGCACUGGAAGCCUCUAAUUUGACCGAGUUGCUGUAAAGUAGUUGGACCAUCAUUUACAAACUGUUGCCCUCAUAUCAUGCAUGCCAUCUGGGUGGAGGUGCUGCAGUGAAAAAUGGCUUUAAACUGAGCAUUCCCAGAGGUAAGAAGUGGAUGGACCAGUGUGACAACUUGGAAGUUUCCUUGCAAAUAACCUGAGAUUUGAUGUGUUUCUUCAGAUUUUGUGACAUUUCCCACCUAUGAAGUUAUACGUAACAUAGUUUUACUGUUAAGUUCUUUGGCCUUCUUUUCCAUUUAGUAAAUACCCAAUUUGGCUGUGUUUUUUUGGCAUUCCCUGAAGGAAUGGAACCUGCUCGGGGACCGCGGGCUCGUCCCAUCGUUUGGCCUGGCAUGUUUUGGGCUGUUUGUCUAAACAAAUUAAAGGCGUAAGAGCUUUGAAAGAUGAUGGGGGUUGCUUUUAUGUCCUCCCCUAGGCUGCGGUAGCUCCAAUUGGACUGGAAGAAUGGUUAAUGGGCUUAAAGCAUUCCGCAUGUUCCCAGAUGCAAGGCACACUUUACAGGACAUCAAAGUGCUCUAUUAUUUACAUAUUAGUCAUUCACUGUGGUAUUUUUUUAAAUGGAAGACAACUUUACAAAAAACCUGCUUUAGAAAUGAUUUAGGAAGUACAGAAGACUUGUAGCAACUUCUUCCCUUUUUAAUUUCUGGAUUUACACUUUUUUGCAUUUGUUAUUGAAACACAUGGUAAAAUUCAGCCCCACCACAAGUAACAUUAUCUAUGUCUAUAAGCUGUGAACAACAAAUUACAGGGUCUUUGUUGUUAAAUACAUUUUCUGUAGACUCUGGAGACACCUAUUUGGGGGGAAACACUUACUGUAUACCAUUUAGUCAAAAGGAAACAUCCUGCACAUGUACCAGCUUUGUGGAGGUGUUAAUGUACAGUCCUAACCAUGGAGCACAGUGUCCGCUUUUAUACUUGGAUCAACUUUUCACUCAGCAAUGCACUUUUCCCCCCCCCUUCUUUGAAUUACUUCUCGAAACCCUGUUGCUUUUGCUUUCUAAGCGUUAGAUGAGAGGAGAGCUCUCUCAUAUCAGUGGUGAAUAUGAAAGUACAGCCAGAAGCCACUUAGCUUAGCAUAAAGACUAGAAACGGGGAAACAGCUAGUUUCUCCAAAGGUAACAAAAUCCACUCCCCAGCACCUCUCAAGCUUCACAAUUAACUUGUUAUAUCUGGUUUGUUUAAUCUGUAUAAAAAACAGAGUUGUAGUUUCACAGGAAGUUGUGCUGGACUAUUUCUUGGACUCCAUGGAUUCUUUGUCAUGGCUCCCAGCCAAGAAAUAGUAUGAUUCCUUUCUACAUUUAGACAGAACCAGGCUUGCUGUUUUCUCCUGCUUCAUGUCUUCCCAUUACGCUAAGAUAACUGUCUCCUGGCUGUAGCUUAACGUAAUGUAUAGACAGUAAAGUGGUAUUGGGCUUUUUUCAUCUAACUCUCUGCAAGAAAGCAAAUUUCCCAACAUGUUGAUUCGUUUAGUAGCAGCCAUACUUAAUGUGCCAUUGUACUACUUUUCCCUGCAUCAAUUAAGCUGAAAUUUAUUUCUGAAAGUAACGAGAUUUAAUCAAAUUUGUUCAUUCUAACACCCGGUUACCACGGCAGCCUUCCACCGGCUGAAUUAGCCUCAUUGAAACAAUAUGUGUGGUGACAUGUGGAUGUGGGUUCUGGUUCUGUAAAAGAAGGGGUUCAGGGAAUGGGGUCUGGUUUUGGGUUCUCUUAGUCAGUGUUUUUUU